This is a messenger RNA of Menidia menidia (Atlantic silverside), 1113 nucleotides long. NCBI's taxonomy places the organism in Eukaryota, Metazoa, Chordata, Actinopteri, Atheriniformes, Atherinopsidae. The record is from the annotation of a GenBank genome assembly.
CUGCUGGAGCAGAAGGAGCGUCUGGGCCUGCAGGUGCAGCAGAUGACGCUGGACGGAAAAAUGCAGCAGCAGAAGUGCACCAUGAUCCAGAGCCAGAGCCGGGAGCUGCAGGCCGAGCGCGACCAGGCCUACCUGUCCAGAGACGAGGCCCAGUCCACCAUCGCCCGCAUCCUGGCAGAGAAGGACGCCCUGAGGAGCCAGAUGGUGGAGCUGCAGGAGUCGGCCUUCAGCCUGCGGGCCAGAGCCGGCCGCCCCCCCGGCCCCGAGGUGCGUUCAGGCCCGCUCAGACAUCCGGGCUCUGCUCAGAGAGGCACAGAAAUGCUGACCGCUCGUGAGAAGGAGACGUGGGACAGCCUGGGGUCUGGAGCCGAGAGGAGCCCGCCCCCCCGACGCAGGCUCUGCCGCAUGGACGCGCUCAACCCGGUCUCCUUCACCCCCUGUACAGAGUGUGAGGACCCCUCGGCGAGCAGCGUCCGGUCCAGGAACGCCCAGCCGCCCAGCCCCGAGUCUCUACGCAGACGGGAGGAGGUCCUGUACGCGGACGGCAGCGAGGACAAGCCGGCGUCCGGGUCUGAGCCCACCAGCGACUCCGGCUCAGACAGGACCUCGGCCCCCCCCUUCCUGGUGCGCUCCCGGCCCAAAGCCAUCCGGCUGAACGGGCGCGUGCUCAGCAUCUCCUUCCAGGGCGAGGCGCUGCUCGGCCAGAUGGCCGUCGUCGGGGGCAACAGGACGGGCGUGUUCGUGCACCGCGUGACGGAGGGCAGCGCCGCCCACAGCGUGGGCAUCAGCGCCGGGGCGCAGAUCGUGGAGGCCGAGUGGCACGCCAGCCAGGUGCACCCCCACCAGCUGCUGGACCUGCAGGGGGGCAGCGUGCCCAACUACUACAGGCCGGGCGGGAGGUGCCCCCCCCCCCGAGGGAAGGCCGUGAGGAUCGUCAGCACCGGGCAGCAGGGCAGGAACCCGCUGUGGUGCUGCGUGAGCCUGAUGCCCUACACGCUGGUGACCCCCCACCACCCGCCCAUCUGCCGGCCCGUGCUGCUGCUGCCCUCCGUGCUAGGACGCAUCCUGGACAACAAGAUGGCCGACUGGCAGGGCUUCCAGCUGUGCGAACCC